This is a messenger RNA of Coccidioides immitis RS, 564 nucleotides long. RefSeq lists its product as uncharacterized. NCBI's taxonomy places the organism in Eukaryota, Fungi, Ascomycota, Eurotiomycetes, Onygenales, Onygenaceae. The record is from RefSeq and is a predicted model, not a curated record. The transcript has 2 exons. The coding region runs from base 1 to 564 and encodes 187 amino acids.
AUGCAUGUAUUGUGGAGUACGGAGCUACUUGACUUUAAACGGCCGUCGGCAGUUGCUGUUAAUUCCACAUGGUUCAUCAUCCAGCAGCUUUUUGGAGUCGAUCUGGUAGUUCUAGUAGAUAUGGAUCCUGGGGGGAGUUCAUGCCGAAAAUCAGCCGCUGUAGGGUUGGACCCUCCUCCCGUCCCCCGGUCGCCACUGGGGCCAGCGGCCUCAGGCAAUCGAUUAACCAGAUGGGCGCGUGGGGAACCCCUUUCGUUUGUCGGGAUGAUGAUUCAUAGAAAAGUCAAACGACAAGUAGCCUCGUGGCGGAUCACAGAUACCUUUCGGCGUGUUCCGAUACUUGAGACACAGUUAAGUUCUCAUUCACCCACCAGAUCCGCCCUUCCCCAAAAAACAAGGAGAUCCGGCCAGGCAGACCCCUCGCCGCCGACCGCCACUCUCCCCCCAUCGACUCUUAAGCCCUGCGCUGGCCGUCAUCCCUCCCACCACCCGUCAAGACAUCUUCCUGCUCUCGUCUACCCAGCUGCCAUCGCUCGAGCAGGGUCCUCGCUGCAUCCAUCCUGA